AUGCCUGUUUUAAUAACACCAGAAUCUCAAUCUUUAGACUAUAUUUGUUUAUUGUUUAUCAGACUUUUAACAUCAUGUUAAAAUUUCGCUGUUUACUAUUUUACCAUUACAACUUUGUAGUUUAUCUUUGCACAGCUAACGAAGGGCGGGGGGGUGCAAGCUACUAGUAGGAAUGCUACUAGUGGAAAGCUGCUAGUAGAAAAACGGCGACUAGUAGAAAUCCUGCUAGUGUUUUUAGCGUUACAAAAAAGCGCGACCGGUACUAGUGACAGGCGCCACUAGUGAAGGCGCCCACUAGUGGAGCAACUAGUGACAAAAAGCCCGGCUUUGGGGAAAGCGGAAACACUAGUGAGAAAACCCGCCAACGCAGCCGGACCAAGAAACCCCGAAGGAAAUACAAUAGACCAGCAAAAGCCCGCCCGGGCCGCCUGUCAAGGAGCCUCGGUCAGGGGGCUUGGGGCUGCGGCCUCCCCUUGCCGAGCCCUCUUAGAUUCCUGGCUGGCGGCUGCCGAUUGGCUGCCCCGGGCCGAAGUCGUGCUGCAUUCUGGCGCCCCUUGCCAUUUGCCCCUUAAUGCGAGGGGUUUGGCGGCAGUUUGAGCUUUUCCCUGCCGCCUGUGGCUCUCCAGGCCGGGCUUCGUCGCAUGCCGACGGGGCUUUUCGGCCUCGCCGGGGCUGCCUGAUUUUGCAUGCCCCGCGCCCUUUGGGCCGCCGGGCGCGUUUCCGGUUUCUUUACGGCUCGCCCCCUCGGCCUAUUUGGGCGCCCCCCCUUUCGAUUCCAGGGCUUUUUGCCUCUUCCCCGGGCGCGGGCUUUGGCCUGCUUACUUUUUUUGGGGUUGUCUGGUUUCUCACGAGAACCACCCGCAGCGCCCGCCCUGCCUUCCCGCUGCCGCCCUGCCUGCUUUGCUUUGUCUUUCUCUUUGCUUGGCGCUAGCCGUGUUUCCUGUUUUUCGGACGUCGGCGCGCUCUUUUCGUUCUCUCCCCUGGGAUUGGCGGCUCGGACAGGGGCUGCGCUGUGCGCUCCCUACCGCCCCUUGUGCCUCGCGGCCUUCUCUCUACCUACAUUUCUUUCGUUCCCGCCGACCGAGGGAGGUACGCCAGGGGCGCUGCUGUUUCUUUUUUUCGCCUGUCGUGCCAGCAUGGCUUGAGGCUGUAGCGCUAGGCGCUACCCGGUAGGAACUUUCUCCCUCGCUCCCCCUUGCACCCCCUCGUCGCCGGGCCGGCGGGCGCGGAGCGCACGCCCGUUCUAGAUAUUUUACCAUUACAACUUUGUAGUUUAUCUUUGCACAGCUAACGAAAUUUGCAUUCUCGCCUGGCUUUGGGAACAGGGGUCGUUUGGCACUGGCGGUAACCAAUCCGUUACCCUUGCGAACUUGUUCCCUGGCUGGGGCUGGUGGUUAGGGGUUUCCUUCGUUCGUCCUCUGUUCCCAUCGCGGGGCGGGGCCGAGGUUUCGUCUCAUGGUUGCUUGACCAUACUAACGCUUUUCUUUCGCGUGUGCGCUGCGGUUGCGGAAAGGCCCAAGUUGGCCGGGGUUGAGUAGGAAGCACUACUAGUGGAGGAACCGCCCUUGCGGGGUCGCUGGUCGUGCUGCCACUAGGGGCAUUACGCACAUCUUCGCGUAGACGUGCGCGGAGGUCUCGCGCUUGAUCGGGCCUAGUGACUGAGAGGCCCGCUGAUGGAUCCGGUUUCCUGUUUUCUCGUGGCAAGAGUAGGACUUUGGUUGCCAGUCCGCUGCUUUGGUGGCUCGCUUGCUUCUAAGUUUUGGACUCGCCCUACCGGGGGAUUUGGGGUUUUCUAGCACGUUUAGCUUGUUUUGAUUUGGAUUGAUAGUAGCACUUCCCAGUCGAUAGGACUUCCUUCUUUGCUUUCCAUCCGAGAGGAAUUUUUGCUGCCUCACGAGCGGACGGGUCUUGACUGUACUUUGGGGGAGGAGUACAAAGCUGGUCAGUCUUCCUGCAGCGGCGGUCUGCUCUGUGGAAUUGCUUUAGACUUUGCAGUGCCUGAGGCGGCUAGGUUUCGUUCGCUGGCUUUUUCCAGUUAUUUUUCCCAGCCAGGCCGAGGCUGGGGGUACGGUCGAACGGCGGAGCUAUUCUAUUUGGUAAGCCGAGCGGUAUUCUUUUUGCGUGUCCGGGGGACUGCUUUUUGGAAGGUUUUGCUCACUUGUCUCGUCCAGGGCGUACCGGAUCGUUUUCCCUCCCUCCCACCCAAGUGGCCGCUCACGUCGUGCCGGUUCGUCCGGACAGACGUGUUGGUGGUGGAGUGGGCCGUUCCCCGCUACGGAAGCUAGGCACGGCCUGCUUGACCCAGCCCCAUGUUGAAAUUUCGCUGUUUAUUACUAUUUCACCAUUAACAACUUUGUAGUUUAUCUUUGCACAGCUAACGAAAUUUGCAUUGGAAUGCCCCGCAUCUUAGGAAUACAAUCAGAAUUAAAACUGGUGACCUUUAUUGUCAUUGAAGGAUGACAGCAUUUUUAUACUCAAAUGUUGCCAUCGUUAUUUACAUAGAGAACUACUACCAUCCCUACCAUGAACAAUUUCGUACUAGAUUAUCUCCUCAAAAGGACUCAGAACUAAUCUGCCGUACACU
Molecule: messenger RNA, 2584 nt
Organism: Amoebophrya sp. A120
Lineage: Eukaryota; Dinophyceae; Syndiniales; Amoebophryaceae
Source: the annotation of a GenBank genome assembly